AUCAAGGUCCUGAACAGACUGUGCGGAGAGCUGUCCUUCUCCAGCAGCAGGCAGGGAAGGCUCGUCUGGAUCUCAACUCCCUGGGGCUGUGUUUCAUCAAGUCCCUUUGCCAGGGCCUCUCAGGCAAGCAGUGUCAACAAGUGUCGCACCUACUGCAGAAAACAGCCCUCAAGUUUCAUCACAGUGAUGCAAAAAAAAAAAAUAUUCUCCAGCUUCAGCUGUGACCUAGUUCAUUCAAGGGCAGGCAAAACAUGCUCUCCUUCCAGAACUUGCUUGGACACGGACUUUUCCCUCCUAGGAAGACAUGAGUUUUUCUGAAACAGACCCAACUGCGCUUUGAUCUGUUUGUGGAUGAGACCCUGAAUCUGAGUCCCUGUCAGGGGACAAGGACAUAAAGACGUCCAAUCAAUGCUUCACAUACAGCCAGGGGACCCUGACAACAAGCCAGCCCUCCAAUAACAUCUCUUGGAUAAACAAUAUUGAAAAGAUCUCACCCUGCAUCAUCAGCUGACCUGGAACUUCCCAUCCUCUCGCCUUGGGCUUGCCAGGAGGUGGACUGUAGACACGCACCACUAAGAUCACGUGGCAUGAAAGGAUGACAGACCCAAGCUGCCUCCCGAGGCACACACUGUGUUUUCUAUCAACCUUACUUUCCCAGAAGGUUCCGGAGAAGUCUGACAUCGUGCUUCGAUGCGUGAUAGCUGGUCAGCCCAAGCCAGAGGUGACUUGGUACAAGAAUGGUGAAGCCAUCGAGAAGGGAAGCAGUAUUUCCAGCUAUGAGUUCUUUGAGAACCAGUACAUUCAUUUGCUCCAUCUCUCAUGCUGUACCCGGAGCGAUGCUGCUGUUUAUCAAGUCUCUGCACGAAGCUGCGUGGGGAUGAUCUGCUGUUCGGCAUCCGUUGAGGUCCAGAGUCUGCAGGACACACAAGUGUCUCCUGACCCAGGAGGUGGCAGGGAUGUGGCUGGCAAACGGGAAACGGAGAGACAUGAAGGAGAUGGCAUAAAGCACAUGAACGAGAAACGGAGCCCUUGUAAGGGAGAAGAAAGUGUGGGGGUUUGCCUGUCAGCUGAUUCUUCCCCCCAUAAAUCCAAGCACUCAUGGUCGCCCCAGAGAGAGGCUAUGCAUGACUCUGGUGCUUCCAAUUCUGAGAAUCCUCUGGAUGUUAAAGAGACAAGACAAAGGAUAGAGCCGUACAAUUCAGAUAACACACAAGAAAAUCCCUUUCAUUCAAAUAACACUACUGGGAAACAAGAUGUAUGUCAGCACAGGACAGAGCAUACAACUGAGCCGGGGUUAACUGGCGAUGGCCUAGGUAGCAAAGGGGCUAGUGAGGAGGGUGUCAAAACCCCUCGCCAUCAAAACCCCAGAGCACAGAAAUACAUCAGCUUUAGUCUCCCGCUGCCGGAGGCCUCCCUGUGUCCUUACCCAGGUGACAGCAACCCCAUCACCAACUCCAUCACCGUGCAGCCCGGCCCACAGGUUUCCAGUGAAGACUCUGACAGCGACUAUGAACUUUGCCCAGAGAUAACCCUAACCUACACGGAGGAGUUUUCAGAUGAUGACCUGGAGUAUCUGGAAUGUUCCGAUGUUAUGACGGAUUACUCUAAUGCCGUUUGGCAAAGUAACCUGCUGGGGACUGACCGAGUUUUUUUAUUAGAAAGCGAUGACGAAGAGCUGGAAUUCAAUGAGUGUGGUCUGGGUGGGUGUGAGCAUUUCCUCAGUGAAAUGGGUUGUGGGCCUCGGGUGUCGGGUGACAUGGGGCCUAUGAAUGCCACCACUGGCUCCUGUUCUUAUCUCUCACAACCCCAGGAAGUGGGGGUCAGGAGCAGCGGAACCUCCAGGCACAGUCCCUUACCCCUGCAUGCAGGCAUGACUCUGACUCUGGGACCUCACCAGGAUGGAACGGCUAAGAUGACUGAACCGGGGAGGGCUCCACUCUCUACUGCUUCCGAGGCUGUUGGACAUGAUUGUCCAGGAAUUCGGGGAGAAACCAGAGACAACCCUGAAGCAGAAGAGGAAUUCUCCAGUUACAGUCUGCAAACCAUGGAUAAGGCAGAGACAGAGGCAGGGGUGAGGCCCUCGUCUGGGGGGUUAGAAAAGUCAGAGGUGAAGCAGGGUUCGAAAAGCCUGGCUGGGGAAAGAUCAGAUGAAAAGCAUCCGGGCGGCAGAAAGGCUGCCCCGAGACCCACCAGGGUGAGGCGGCCCGGAAUGAAGGCCAAUGCCAAGAAGCAGCUGCUGAAAGACAACGCUCCAAAAGACACGCUUGAUCUGCUCCCCAAGGACCCGACUAGGCACCCCUUAACUGGGAACUACGGACAAGAGCCCACACACACCGAGGCAGGAGCUGCUGGCUGGAAUUCCCACUUCCAUGCAGAACCAUGUAGUCUGCUUCCUGCAGACCAAGACUCCAAAACCCCUCGGCCACUGGCAGACCCACUUCCGAAGGAAGGGGCCACAAGCUUGGGGAGAGGAGGGGAGCUGUUUAAUCAAGUAUUUGAAGCAAGUCGGAUAGCAGACCAGACUGACCAUCUUCAGCUGCAAAUCCAGGAAAGCUCUGGGGAGGGAAGUGAUCUCGAGCAGACGCCAGCUUUCUCCCUGCCUGCUGGGGAGGGGUCUUCAUUCGCCGGGAACACAACAAAUUUUGUCUCCAACUUGAGUGAGAUCAACCAGGAAAAUGCAUCAUUGGCCCAAUACCUGGACCUGGAAGGUUGUCCUCAAGAGCCCCAACGGGAAGCCAGACAAAGCACAGAAGGCCACAUGCCUGGUGCUCUUGGGGCAGAACCAGCACAUAAAUGGAGUACCCUAGAAGGCAACGACGAGGAAGUGACCCAGGGUCCCUCCUCAUGGCAUCUUCCUCUCCCUCCAGGUGACGGUGCCCACUGCCGGGAGUCAGAGACUUGUUCCUCUCAGUCCUCUGCUCCCUCCCUCACCUUGGAAAAUGUGGGCAGUGGGGCAAGGGGCAGAGAAGCUGCAUGCGUGAUGGGGUGUUUUGAAGCUGGUGACCAAGAAACAUGUUAUGAUACCAUGGAUCUUCCCGUUGGAGCCCCAGCUGAUAAAUAUUUGCCUGAAGACAUUUGCCCUGUGGACUUGGAACCGGCAGAAGGGCAAAGCAGAGAAUGUGAUUUAUGCUCGACUGACAAGACACUGGCUGUUCUUCAGACACAAGGUUCUGAGUCUCCCCAGUCUACAUAUGAGAGCAGCAAGGAUGGAAAGCCAGCCGAGUCCCCACUUUCUAACGGUGCCUUCACCUGGGACACAUCACAGGGGGCCAGCGUAGGUGCCGUGGGGGAAACGCCAUCUGACCUGGGGACUUCUCCCUCCAUCUUCUCUUCCACAGAACUCUACAACUUUGGGGGGCUUGGUGAGACACAGCCCCUGGGUAAGAACAGCUCCUUUGCGGACGUUAGCGAAGGAGGCUGUAAAAGCUCUGAUCUCGGUGUUCCAGGUGCCACAGACACACUUCUCGAUUACAGUUCAGUUGGGGGAUGCCCAAGAGAGCCAUCAGCAGAAUCAGCUGCUAAUGUUGAUUGCCAUCAGGUGACCAGGAAGACCGAGGACACAUUAGCUGAUGCCACCAGGGUCCACACCAUCAGUUGUCAUACCGUUUCAGCUCUCGAGGACAGCAACCUUGAUGAUGGUGCUGACCAGGCCUCAUCUGAAGCACAACAGGCAAAUAAUUUUGAAUCUCUUUCCAACAUACAGCCAGGCUGUUCUUUAGGCAGCUCUACUAGUGAGAUGACCAGGGAGAUGUUUAUUGUGGCACCCAGUAUUCCAGGAGCUUGUGGUCAUUUCUCACUGCCUGAGGGGCAGGAUCUGUGGAGCGCUCCCUUUCAGACUGAUAACCAGCCUGGGUAUAAGAGCCAGCUAGUGGAGGGAGGCCACGACGGAAGCCUUGAAGAGGACUUCCAGGAAAAGGGAAGUGAAAGAAAACAGUGCAUAUCCCAUCAGUGUUCUCUUUCUGCAAAUGAUUUCCAAGAAAAUCUGCCCCCGAUACCUGGCACGCAACAGGAGGUCAAAGCGGAACCCUUCGAACACUCCCUAGCAGAUUCCGGGGAAGAAACUGGGCAGAGCACCGACCCGAGGACCAGUGUCUCAGCGGCAGCUGAGAAGACUAUGGAAGACGAUAGUCAGUCGCCAAGCAAUGUUCCAUCUCUCCCUGACAUCCUCCUUGAAGAAAAAGAAGACGUAGGACUAGGAAGUUGGGCUGCAGUCAGCAAAGUGAAGAUCAUAACGCUGGAAGCUCCUGAUUUUGAAACCUGGCAACCGGAACAAGCUAUGCAUUUUGGGUCCAAGGAGGCAGAAGUUGGUCUCACAGCCCCUAGUAGGGGCUGGGCUCUGUCUGACAUCCUAAGAGCAGGUGCUACCAGGCCUGAGCCAGGUGCCUUGGGAGCCGCAGCAUGGGUGUCCCGGCCUCAAGCUGACACUAUCACAGCCCUUGCUGCCAACAGGGAUGCCUGGGCAGGUGAGGCACCAGCCAGAUGUGCAUAUUACAGCAGUCUGUCUCCCCAGUGUCUAGGCCAACCCAGACUCUUGGAGUCAUCCGUAGACCCUGUUGAAGAAGAGACGUUAGAUGUCACAGUCUCUCCACUAGAGGCUUCCAAAAGUGGGGAGUUGGAAAGUGUUGAAACCAGGAAUGAAGACCAGGAAGGAAAUGAGAGGAAGCUACGCGGCCCUGCCUUCUUUCGACAGUUUGUGGACGUUCCUAGCAUCCUGGAGUCCUCUGUGGAUCCCAUUGGUGGUAGACGUGGGAUGGAGUGUGUCUGGUCUGAGAAGCCAGAGCCCUCUGACUCCAACGCUGAAGGCAAUGAAUCCACUGACAGAUACACAUGUCAGAGGGCAGACAUCCAACCUGCCACCCUACAGUUUCCCCAUCCCCAGAACAGUGGGGAAAUCAUUCCAAAUGAAAGCACAAUCAGCCAAAAUGACGUAGACAGAGAGGCAGACGCCAAACAAAGUCAGGCUGACAAGGCAAAAGCAGAGGCCCAGGCUGCCCUUAGUCAAACCCAAUGUCCUGGUGAAGAAAGACAAAGAAUUCCAAGUGUAUGCAACAUGAGCCAAGAUGGCAGUGACCGAGGCCUAGGAGAGGCUGGGCAGGCGACAAAGGACAAGGCCGAAUUAAUUUCCCCCAUGCCAUCUCUUUCUAGUUGUCUCAGAGGAGCGACUCCUGCAUCUGUUGAGUUUGAGACCAAUGAUGCCACAAGCCACAUUUACGGUGAAUGUGUGCCCAGAAACCACCAACAUGUACUUCCUACGUGGAAGGAAAAAGGAGCCGUGGAGAGUGAGUGUGGGAAACCUGUGCCCUCUUCAAGUGAUCUCACACACACACCAUGCACUUCAUCUCCCAAAGGAAGUGCCACACGCUUGUCCGUAAGCCAUGGCAUUGAGGAACUGAAAUUGGAGGAGAUUCAGAUUGUGGAAACCGAACCUCUAACCUCAUCCCACUCCCCAGCAAAGAGUUUGGCUUUCAUUUCAGGAGAAUGUGAGUCAGAGAAAGCCCCUGCAGGCUUAUUACUUAAGGACCUGUGUCAAAAGGGCUCCGCCCUGGCUAGCAGGAAAAAGUCCAGAGAGGAACAGCAGAAGCACGUGGUGGCCCAGACCAGCAAGGCACCUGGGGCCCGAGCAGCAACGGCUGGGCCAGAGGAGGACAAGAAAAAGCAAGAGGCCUCAGGGAGUGGACAUUUAGCUGCAGGGGUAAAGAAGAAAAUUCUCUCCAGGGUGGCAGCCCUGAGACUCAGACUGGAGGAGAGGGAAAAUAUGAGAAAGAACUCCAUUCUGAAGAAAACGCCGAAGUUUGAAAAGUCCUUGUCCCACACUGAUGAGAAAAAAGACUCCCAAAAGGCUCCUUGCAAAGCAGAAGGCAAAGCUCCAGUGCUGCUGAAGAAGAUCCAGGCGGAGAUGGCUCCCGACCACUCUGGAAAUGUGAAACUGAGCUGCCAGUUUGCAGAAAUCCACGAGGAUUCUACCAUCUGCUGGACAAAAGAUUCGCAGUCAAUAGCCCAGGUCAAGAGAAGCGCAGGGGACAACUCCAGUGUUUCCUUGGCCAUCGUCCAAGCUGGUCAGAAGGACCAGGGCCUCUAUUACUGCUGCCUCAAGAACAGUUAUGGAAAAGUCACUGCUGAGUUUAACCUCACAGCGGAAGUUCUCAAACAGCUUUCCAACCGCACGGAAUACAGAGGAUGCGAAGAGAUAGAAUUCAGCCAGCUCAUCUUCAAAGAGGACGUCUUCAAUGACAGCUACUUCGGGGACCAUAUGCGUGGCCAGAUCUCCACGGAGCAGCUUCACUUCGGGGAAGGGGUGCACCGCAAAGCUUUCCGUAGUACGGUGAUGCAGGGCCUCAUGCCGGUCUUCCAGCCCGGCCACGCAUGCGUGCUCAAGGUGCACAACGCUGUUGCCCAUGGGACCAGAAACAAUGAUGAACUUGUGCAGAGGAACUACAAACUCGCUGCCCAGGAAUGCUACGUUCAGAAUACUGCCAGAUACUAUGCCAAGAUCUACGCCGCUGAAGCUCAGCCUCUGGAAGGUUUCGGAGAGGUGCCAGAGAUCAUCCCUAUUUUCCUCAUCCAUCGGCCCGAGAACAACAUCCCUUACGCCACAGUGGAAGAGGAGCUGAUUGGAGAAUUCGUGAAGUAUUCCAUCCGCGAUGGGAAGGAAAUCAACUUCCUCCGAAGGGACUCGGAGGCUGGUCAGAAGUGCUGCACCUUCCAGCACUGGGUGUACCAGAAAACCAGCGGCUGUCUCCUGGUCACAGACAUGCAGGGUGUGGGGAUGAAGUUAACUGACGUCGGCAUAGCAACACUAGCUAAAGGGUACAAGGGAUUCAAGGGCAACUGCUCUAUGACCUUCAUCGAUCAGUUCAAAGCACUGCACCAGUGUAACAAGUACUGUAAGAUGCUGGGGCUGAAAUCCCUCCAAAGCACCAGCCAGAAGCCCAAGAAAGCAAGCAUCGGGAAAGGCAGAGUGCAGACAAACCCGGCAUCCAUGAAGACGCCGGAGCCUGGGACGCCCACAGAAAAGAAAGCCUAGCUCGCGUCUCUCAUCCCUUAGGAACCAGUGACCACCAGCCGACAGCACACGGGCUUGCAAGUGGACACCUGCAGACACACAAGGUACAAGAACCUGCAGCCUGCAGAGCGUGUCCCGGGUCUCCCCAUUUGCUGUCUGCCAAACUGACUUUGGAAUGGAUCUCUAGCCUUGCAUGGAGACUCGUCAGUUCUGUUGUCAGCCUCAAAGACAGUCCGCUUUUUACGUACACAGCUGGUGUCUCUACCCAUCUCACGUCGUGUGUCUCCUCGCGUGUUGCACGUGGUUUGUUGUCAAGCGUGCCAUGCUGCCUGGCAACUGUCCACUGACAAAAUCUUUCCCACCUUGUCUUCUCACCUCAGGAUUUCUGGACGUUUCUGAAAUCAUGAAUGUCGGAUGUCACCUAUGCUAGCUAGCUAUUGUUGCUGCUGGAGGUGGCUUCCCAAGUGUGAGGCCAUCUCUAAGCACAAUUCACACAGCUUGGCACAGUGUUCUGUUUCAAUAAAUUCACAUUUAAGCCAA
Molecule: messenger RNA, 7543 nt
Organism: Myodes glareolus (Bank vole)
Lineage: Eukaryota; Metazoa; Chordata; Mammalia; Rodentia; Cricetidae
Gene: Alpk2
Product: alpha kinase 2
Biological process (GO): protein phosphorylation
Molecular function (GO): ATP binding; protein serine/threonine kinase activity
Source: RefSeq, a predicted model, not a curated record